Molecule: messenger RNA, 2354 nt
Organism: Stylophora pistillata
Lineage: Eukaryota; Metazoa; Cnidaria; Anthozoa; Scleractinia; Pocilloporidae
Molecular function (GO): protein binding
Source: RefSeq, a predicted model, not a curated record
CCUGUAAGAGCCUGUAAAAUGGAAAUGGCCCUCAUAAAUACUAAGAUGUAUCAAAAACACAUGGUUUAUCCAGCAUAAAUGUAAGCAUCAUAUGUUACCGUGCUUGUUUCACUACAGUAGAAGGAUCUUUAAACUGAUCCGCCAUUUUGAAAACAUCCGGUUGUGAAUAGCCGCUGGCUACUACGAAGUAUAUUCGAAGGCGCCCAUAACAUGGGUCUGCGGGUCUUCGUGGUCUGCGUGUUAGAUUAUGUGGGUCUGCUUACAAAGAAGAGAUGGUUCUGGAAUAUUUACCAAGCAACUGAAUCACGAGGUUAUGUUUGUAACUAAUAAGAGUGAUUCCGUGAAGCAGGUAAAGAUGGCCACUACGUUGCCCUCCCUUCCCUCAGAAGUGAUUGAAAAGAUAAUUGCUUUCUUGCCGCUGCCAGACGUCUGCACCUGUAUGUUGGUCUGCAAAGAAUGGAAAGUGAGUGAAAUUUCUCCAUAUGAGAUGUUUUCAUCAGAGCAAUUUUGUAAAAAUUAUGUACUCCGCCAUUACAAUUUUGAUGAUGAAGAAGAACCUAGUGGACAUCUUAAUGAGUGGUCUGACCCAGACGAAUGGUUUCAUUACUGGGAUGACAAUGAAGAUAAUUCCAAUGUGUGGGUAUUUUCUAAUCUUCCAAAGCGCUGGAAGUGUGGCAUUGUUCAUUUGGCAAGUUAUUCCCUUGCCUCAGAUAAACAGCUGAAGUAUAAAGAUUUUCUCCAGGCUGUGUACAUUUUGAUGAGAAUAAAGAAGGCUGCAGAGGAGCUUGAACUUGAUUGUGGUGCUUGGGCGAAUGAAGGCACUGGUUUGGUAGAAACAUGCUUAUUUACCUGGGAUAAAGAAUCGCUCCCCACUGCUACCGAUAUCAUUUCACUUUAUGGUUUCAAUCCUGAGAUGCACAAAAACCCACUGGAGAGGGCUGGAGAUGGAGACCAGGAUACUGAUGAUGAAAGAAGCGACAAUGAGGAAGAAGGAGGCUGUGUCCGUUGGAAGUCUUUGAGUACAUCCUAUGAUGUUGAUGUGCAGAAAGCUCAUGCUUUUUUUGACUGGUGGAAGAAAAUAUUUUCCCCGUAUGUUCAAUAUGGCAUAGGUUGUGAGGCAAUGAAUCCAGUUCCCUGUUUCAUUUUGGCAAACCUGGCACCAGGUUGGGUGGGAGGUGUUCUUUCUUCAUUGGCUUUGACUUAGUCUAGUUUGUAUGUGUACAGCUCUCCUUAAACUGAUAAUAACAUUGUUAAUUUAGAUACUUUGUUCAGAUACAAAAUUCGGACAAAAUGUAUUUGAUGAAACAAAUUUAGUAAUAAUAAGAACCUAUUCUGUAAAUUGUUCAUGGUCUCAUAUGGUUUUCUAUAAAAUAAUCAUACCCCUGCCUCCCUCUUGAAAAUGUGGUGUGAUAGAAAUUCCAUACAAGCUACUUAAACCUACCCUUGUUUGUGAUUCUUACAGAUAUAACAUGACUCCAUUGGUUACAUGUAUAAUGAUUCUUGUAUUUCCAGUCACUGCAUAAUAUGCAUAUGUGUUUUUUCACUACAGUGUAAUAUGUUUAUUUGGUAUUUGUUUGCACUGUAGUUUAUUUUACUUUCUAAAUUCAUAAGUGUUUUUCUGUAAGCAAGGAUUACUUCUAGCUGUAACUUCUUCCAGUGGGAAAUAUUUUCACAUUUAUGGGCCAGAUGAGUCAAACUACAGAAUGCCAAAUACAGAUAACAUUAUGAUAAUGAAGAUAACUGUAUGAAGUGUUGGAUAUAAAUUUAGCAUUCCUCAUGUAACUAAGUUAACUAAAAUGUUGAAAGUGAUGAAAAUUCAUUGGGUCAUAGUUUCUCUUUUUUUGUCAAAAAACAACCAGGAGCUGCCUUUCUCCCAUAUAGGCUCAUUCUUGAGUUCUAGAAACUUAAAAAGUAAAUAUUCAGGACUCUCUAGGUUUAAAGUAGGUAUUUUUUAAAUGAGACAAAUCUCAUAUAAAAAUUGCUGAUGAUAGAUGUGGUAAAAAUUAGAAUUGAUAAAUUAAAAUAUUUAGAAAUCUUAGAUGCCGGAAACAUGCAAAAUGUUGAUUAAUUAAAAUAUAUUUGUCACAGAUAUUGUAAAGGGUGCAGGAGUGUCCAAGCCCAUUGUCAUAAUCAUAUGAAUUAUGUAUUUUUUUGGUUCAUUCUUGCCCUCAGGGUUAGAAAACUGUCAGCUCCUUAAUUAUUUUGGGAAAUUUUGUCAAAAUUUCACCAACAAGAUUCUAGAUUGACAUAUGGUAUCAAGUGACUCAAAUACCAUCAACAUGUUGAUGUGACUAUUAUUUAAUUGAAUAUCAAUAUUUUGCUGUAGUAAAAGCCUCUUUCCUCUGGAGUUUUAA